Monopterus albus (swamp eel) is the source of this 5089-nucleotide messenger RNA. It is a transcript of the gene sema5a, whose product is annotated as sema domain, seven thrombospondin repeats (type 1 and type 1-like), transmembrane domain (TM) and short cytoplasmic domain, (semaphorin) 5A. NCBI's taxonomy places the organism in Eukaryota, Metazoa, Chordata, Actinopteri, Synbranchiformes, Synbranchidae. The coding region runs from base 613 to 3846 and encodes 1077 amino acids. Gene Ontology annotation, biological process: semaphorin-plexin signaling pathway; axon guidance; neural crest cell migration. Gene Ontology annotation, molecular function: semaphorin receptor binding; chemorepellent activity. The record is from RefSeq and is a predicted model, not a curated record. Gene Ontology annotation, cellular component: plasma membrane. The transcript is spliced from 22 exons.
CUGGAGUGGACGCGCAAAGUGGGGGCGCACUCCUGAGCCACCAAAACCCUGCUAGUGAGAAGCGCAGCUGUAGCUGAGAGAAACACUGGACACACCACCCACGUCCACCCCAACUGGCUUUUUGUGCACAAGCCUUGACUGUUUUCGUUGAAGGAAAGUUUUGUGUGUGUGCUUUUUUCUCGGCGCCGUUUUCUUUCUUCGCACCCGUGUCACCCACAAAGAGCAGAGGCAUAUUGUCUGUGGCGCAGCGCGACAGUGCGGUGUCCGAUUACAAACCGUGCACAGAGGAGCCACCGGCACAGAGCGCUCCUCUUUGAAGAAGAAAUAGCACAGAGGGCUCCGGAGGGACGAGAGAGCGCAGGGGGAUCCGUGCAGAGGGGGAAGGAGUUUACCGGGGUAGAUUUCUGGCAAAAGGCACAGCGGAGCUUAAGAUAUCUCAUCUCCAGCUCACCUGUAUUUUGUUGUUUCUCCUUACCACUCUUCUCAUUGGAACAAGGCACGCAGCCACCCUCAUUACUAGAUGAACGGGAGCUUGGCACUUCACCUGGUGUGUUUCUCCAAUAGUCUUGGCCCCUAAGGCCUGAGGAGAAGUGAGCCAAGCCCCAGGGCCCCAUGGGACACCCUGUUAUCCAGCAUGCACUGCUGCUGCUGCAGUGCAUGCUGGUUCUGCAGCCCGGAGGUGUGGCCAGUAGGAGAGGACCGGUGCUGCUGCCUGAAUCACCCUGUCACAAGACAGAGCAUCCACUCAUUCCACACUCAGAGAUGGAGCCGUGGAUCUUCAGGUUCAAGGCAGAGGGCACAGUGGAUUAUUCGCAGCUGACCUUUGACCCUGGCCAGAACGAACUGAUCGUCGGUGCCAGAAAUCACCUCUUCAGGCUCAGUCUGGAAGACCUGACACUGAUCCAGGAGGCUGAGUGGCACUGCGAUGAGUUCACAAAGGGAGCGUGCUUCAGCCGUGGAAAAUCUGAGGAGGAGUGCCAGAACUACAUCAGGGUGCUGCUGGUGAAUGGGAACAGGCUGUUUACUUGUGGAACCAACGCCUUCACCCCCAUCUGCACUAACCGAACGCUGACUAAUCUGACAGAGAUCCAUGAUCAGAUCAGCGGGAUGGCUCGGUGUCCUUAUAACCCACUCCACAAUUCCACUGCCCUCAUCACCUCCAGCGGGGAGCUUUAUGCUGCCACGGCCAUGGACUUCUCUGGGCGAGACCCCGCCAUCUACCGCAGCCUGGGCGGCCUGCCACCGCUGCGCACUGCCCAGUACAACUCCAAGUGGCUCAACGAACCAAACUUCGUCUCUUCUUACGACAUUGGCAACUUCACCUACUUCUUCUUCCGGGAAAAUGCAGUAGAGCAUGACUGCGGCCGGCUGGUGUUUUCCCGCGCAGGGCGUGUCUGUAAGAAUGACAUUGGUGGCCGCUUCCUCCUGGAGGACACAUGGACCACCUUCAUGAAGGCCAGGCUGAACUGUUCCAGGCCAGGAGAAAUCCCCUUCAACUACAACGAGCUGCAAGGAACAUUUUACCUUCCUGAGCUGGAGCUGCUUUAUGGCAUUUUUACUACCAAUGUAAACAGCAUUGCUGCAUCUGCGGUGUGUGCCUUCAACCUCAGUGCCAUAUCACAAGUUUUCAACGGGCCUUUCAAGUAUCAGGAGAACUCGCGUUCGGCCUGGCUGCCCUACCCCAACCCCAACCCAGACUUUCAGUGUGGCACCAUCGACUCUGGCUCCUAUGUGAACCUGACUGAAAGAAACCUACAGGAUGCUCAAAAGUUUUUGCUGAUGCAUGAGGUGGUCCAACCUGUGGUUCCUGUGCCCUACUUCAUGGAGGACAAUGUGCGCUUCACUCAUGUGGCAGUGGAUGUGGUGCAGGGGAAAGACACGUUGUUUCACAUCAUAUACUUGGCUACUGAUUAUGGUACUAUCAGAAAAGUGCUUUCCCCACUCAAUCUGUCCAUGGGGAGCUGUCUGUUGGAGGAGAUCGAGCUGUUUCCACCCAGGAAGAGGCAGCCGAUCCGAAGCCUGCUGAUCCUCCACAGCCGUAGUGAGCUUUAUGUGGGUGUAAGAGACCAGGUCAUCAAGAUCCCACUGAAGAGAUGCAGCUACCACAAGAGCAGAGAAGCAUGUGUCGGGGCCAGGGACCCAUACUGUGGUUGGGAUCUAUUGUUGAAGAAAUGCACCACCCUGGAGGAAAGUGUCAGAAUGAGCCAAUGGGAGCAGAGCAUCACCAAAUGCCCUGUCCGUAAUGUGACAGUCGAUGGAGGCUUUGGCGCUUGGACAGGCUGGGCCACAUGUAGCCAUAAUGAUGGCGGCAGUACGGGGUCUUGUCUGUGUCGGACACGAGCCUGCGAUAACCCCACUCCUCAGUGUGGUGGCCAGCAGUGUCAUGGGAUCAGUGUGGAGGUCGCCAACUGCUCAAGAAAUGGAGCGUGGACUCCCUGGACCUCCUGGUCUCCCUGCAGCACCAGCUGUGGCAUUGGCUUCCAGGUCCGCCAGCGCUCCUGCAGCAACCCGACGCCUCGCCAUGGAGGACGAGUGUGUGUGGGUCAGAACCGUGAAGAGAGGUACUGUAAUGAACACCUGCCCUGCCCACCUCAUGUCUACUGGUCGGCCUGGUCGGCAUGGGAACGCUGCACUGUGCCUUGUGGUGGAGGUAUCCAGUCACGACACAGAACCUGUGAGAAUGGCAACGACUGUCCCGGGUGUGGUCAGGAGUACCAGUCAUGCAACACCAUGCCCUGUCCGGACCUGAAAAAGACCACACCGUGGACUCCAUGGACACCCGUCAACAUCUCUGACAAUGGCGGGCACUAUGAGCAGCGUUUCCGCUACACUUGCAAAGCUCGCAUCCCCGAUUCCAGCCUGCUAGAAGUGGGCAGGCAGAGGAUUGAGAUGCGCUACUGCUCGAGUGAUGGAUCUACCGGCUGCUCCACUGAUGGUGAAGUGCUUCGUCUGGGGAGGAUCUCAGGCCACACGGUGAACGGUGGCUGGUCGUCCUGGAGUUCCUGGUCCCAGUGCAGUCGAGAUUGUAGCCGGGGAAUUCGCAGCAGAAAGAGGGCCUGCAGUAACCCAGAGCCCCGGUACGGAGGUCAGACCUGCCUGGGGCCAGCUCAGGAGUAUCAGGAGUGUAACAUCACCCCUUGUCCAGUGGAUGGCAGCUGGUCAUGCUGGUCUUCAUGGUCUAAGUGCUCUGUGACGUGUGGAGGGGGACACUACAUGAGGACGCGAACCUGUAGCAACCCACCACCGGCUUACGGAGGGGACAUCUGCCUGGGCCUGCACACCGAGGAAGCACUGUGCAACACACAGUCCUGUCCAGAGAGCUGGUCCAGCUGGUCAGAGUGGUCCCACUGUGACUCCAACGGGGCCCAGCUGCGUGUGCGUCACUGUGAUGUCCUGUUUCCCACUGGCAACCAAUGCUCGGGAAACAGCAGCGAGACUAGGCUGUGUUCUCCUGACUCCAAUUUUAUACCAGAAGUCUCGAUUGCACACUCCAGUCAGGAGGAGAGGCACUGUGGAGGUAAUUUAUAUNNNAUGAUCGCUGUGGGGCUCAGCAGCUCCAUCCUUGGCUGUCUGGUUACCCUGCUGGUCUAUUCGUACUGCCAGCGCUACCAGCAGCAGUCACACGACGCCACUGUCAUCCACCCAAUUUCAGCCGCGCCGCUCAACACCAGCAUCACCAACCACAUCAACAAACUAGACAAAUAUGACUCUGUGGAAGCCAUCAAGGCCUUCAAUAAAAACAAUUUGAUUCUGGAGGAAAGAAAUAAGUACUUCAACCCACAGCUUGCCGGGAAGACCUAUACCAAUGCAUACUUCUCCGACCUCAACACCUACGAUGAUUAUUAACCUUUGAUCCAGCAGUUCAGAGUCCAUGCCAUAGUGUGAACACCAACCCUAUCAUCCAUUUUGACUGUAUUCUUUUCAUUGUGAUUUGUAUUACUAUUCAUGACACCAUCUACAGUAAGACUCAGUGGCAGCUGAUCUGUAGUGAAAUCAUAGACACACAGUGUUGCCAACAGAGGGAAAUGCCCACUUUCUCUCAGGUGCCUUGUGGUACACUUGGAAAGCUUAAUUUCUGGGGGCAACUCUUGCUUUGACUCGCUGUGAAACGGACAAUUGGAUUUCCCAUUGUGGACAAAAAAGGGGAACAUGAGAACUUAACUCCAAGAGACUAUGGGACAUAUGAUUCCUUUGAACUUUCCUGUGAUGCCUCUAAAACAGACCUGUAUUUGUAAUGAUGGGAAAUAACCACAAACCGCUUUGCAUGACUUCAUCUGAUGUGUUUUCUCUGCUGUUUUGUUUCUUUUGCAUGGUUGAUCACAUUCCAAGGUUGUGGGAACUGGCCUUUGGUUCCGGACGGGUUUUGGAAGUCAUAAUAUUAAAGGCUGUGGUGAUUCCAGGCAGCUUUUAAACUUCUGCAGCAAUCCCCACCUAAAUCGAUAUCCAACCCCAGUCCUUGAAUCGGGAUGUAGAUAUCGUUUUUGUUUUGUUUUCAAUUACAUGCUCUUGCAGGGUCUAGCAGAUAGCAGUGACUAAACUAUCAUCGUGAAGCCUUUUGUUGUUUUCAGAAUUUUGUUUUGCAUUUCAAGGUACAUAUGUUUUUUGUACAGGAAAUUAAUUUCAAAGCCUCUGUCUGUAGUUUCUCUAAAUGCAUUUAUUCACUGUCUUGAGGGUUUAAAGAAUUAAUCAUUUUCUUUUGUAAAGAAAGAAAGUGUAUGUGAAUUCUGGCAAGUCAUCAGGAGUAUUUAUAUCUGUCUGCAUCAAGUUUAGGUUUUGUCACCAUACUUUUUAAAUUUUUUUUGUAAAAAAAAAAUGGUUUUGAAUUUUAAUAGUGUUAGCUAUUCUUUUUUUUUUCCUUCUAUGUAUUUCUGUUGUUCAAGAUGUUCAUGGCAUUUGCUGUACAGGUGAAGUGUAGCAAAUUCCUUCCGAAGCCCAACUGGAGUGCUACCCAUAUAAUAUAAGAUGAAAUCCUUUCAUCUAGUUAAGAUAUUUCUGUUCAGAGUAUAUAACCAGAUAGUAGGUAAUUCAGUGGUUCAGUUGCAAUUAACUCAUUUUACAUGUUUGCUUGUGUUACUGUGCAUAAAUUAAA